Molecule: messenger RNA, 1038 nt
Organism: Solea senegalensis (Senegalese sole)
Lineage: Eukaryota; Metazoa; Chordata; Actinopteri; Pleuronectiformes; Soleidae
Product: protein shisa-like-1a
Exons: 4
Coding region: 457-1038 (193 amino acids)
Source: RefSeq, a predicted model, not a curated record
UUCAUCUCUCUCUCUCUUUCUCUCUCUCUGUCUCACUCACUCUCAGUUGCUGUGCUUAGACAGAUGGGGAUACACUGCCAAAGAGGACUUAGGGGCAAGGAGACUGUGUUUCUUUUCUUCUCCUGUGUCUUUUCUUUCUCUUCCGCCUGGCUUCCCUCACGAGCUGUUAAUUCCAUCCCUGGUCCUGAGGAUGAGGAGGAUCUAUUGGUGAGGAAGACAAAACAAAGGAAGAGAGAACAAGGAGCAACAGGGUGGUGAAUUCUCCGCGAAGGAGUGAGUGAGAAGAUCUUUUCUUUUUCUUCGGGCUCAAGUAAAAAGGAGUCCGGAAUCCCAGAAACAGCAGCCAUGUGAGAGGAGCUGCCAGUAAGAAGAGGAUGCCCACAUCCAGCUAAAUCCAAGCAUCUCCCCUUUCCUCCCUCCCUCCCUCCCUCCUUCUUCUUACAUGAGGACAAGAAGAUGACUAUCACCAGCCGGCAGCCCUUCAAUGUCCUGACGGUCAUUUUCCUCCUGCUGUCCACUGCAGCUCUCUCAGCUCAUUACCGAGUGUGUGAACCGUAUUCUGACCAUAAGGGGCGUUACCACUUUGGAUUUCAUUGCCCGCGCCUCUCUGACAUCAAGACGUACAUGUUCUGCUGUCACCACAACAACACUGCCUUCAAGUACUGCUGCAACGAGACUGAGUUCCAGAUGGUCAUGCAGAUCAACCUCACCACCACCUCAGAUGGAUAUGCACACAAUAAUUAUACAGCUCUGGUUGGUGUGUGGAUCUAUGGAUUCUUUGUCAUGGUGCUGCUGGCACUGGACUUUCUCUACUACUCAGCCAUAAACUAUGAGUUGUGUCGGGUUUACCUGGAGAAAUGGGGAUUGGGAGGACGCUGGCUGAAGAAGGCUCGGAGCCAGUGGCAUAGGUCCAUGCCAGAGGAAGGUGAAGCCCAAGCCCAACCCACGGUCUCCAGCCACUACCAGCCUCGACACAGCCUCCGUGACGAGGGCCACAGCCCUACGCUCCUGCCCUACAACACGUCCACCGCAUGGUGA